AUGUAUUUAUGGAAAAAGAAAAAUUGGACGUAAUAGUAGAAUACUGUAAUGCUGCAAUGGAUUCCUCAGCUGAAAACAGUAUGUACGUAAACAAAUUGUGGGUUCAGUGUGAGUAUGAAAGCUGUUUGAAGUGGAGAUUGUUGUCAAGUGAGGAUGCAGCCAGAGUUGAUCACAAUAAACCAUGGUACUGCUUCAUGAACACUGAUUCAAGAUACAAUAAGUGCUCUGUUGCUGAAGAAGACUUUCCUGAAGAGUCUCAGCUUCAUCAAAGUGGAUUUAAGAUUGUCUAUUCACAACUCCCUCUUGGAAGUCUGGUUUUGGUAAAAUUACAGAGUUGGCCAAGCUGGCCAGGGAUACUUUGCCCAGAUCCUUUUAAAGGGAAAUAUGUGACCUAUGACCUGGAUGGAAAUGUUGAACAGUAUCACAUAGAAUUCCUGGGUGAUCCCCAUUCAAGAUCAUGGAUAAAUGCAACAUUUGUUGGACAUUAUAGUAUCACAUUAAAGCUAGGAACAUGUACGAAGAAAAAGAAAUGGUAUAAAAGUGCACUACAAGAAGCAUACCUUCUCUAUGGACAUUCUCACGAGCGAAGACUGGAAGUGUGCCGCCUAUCCAAACAGGAUAAAUCCAAAGCAGAUGGCAAAGUUGCUGUGGUAGCCAAGAAAAGGAUGCAAGUUUCCAGAAACACUACUAAACCAAAAUUUAGAAGAAGGAUAAGGAAACCUAUUUUAAAAUACUCUUUCGAAAAUGUUUGUUCAGAUGACGCCAUGUCAAAGGAAAAUGUGGUUGUCUCUGAGACAGAAGUUUUACUAAAAGAGCUGGAGCAAAUGCUACAGCAGGCACUAGAGCCCACAGGAGCACCCGAUGAGUCUGAAGAGGAGCGUGGAGAAGAAGUGAAUACAGGAGAAAAGUUAUCUGAAUGCAGCCCUGAAGUUCCUGCAGGCGGUCCAUUUGAAAACCACUAUGAAGAAGACUGUCUUGUAAUUGAUGGGAUAAAAUUAAAAGCUGGAGAAUGUAUUGACAAUAUAACUAACAAGUUUAAAGAAAUAGAUGCUCUAAUGUCUGAAUUUUAAGGUAUUAUUGAUAUUUUCAAAAGUUAAUUAUAAAAAGUUACGUGUUUAUAUUUUUCCAAAGUCAAAAACUUGAAAACAUGGAGGGAGAUAGGUAUAUGUUAUACCAAAGCUGCUAUUUGUAACAACUUCCUGUUUUAUGCUUUUAGAAUAUCCAUUGUUUUGAGAGCCAAUCAAAUGGUCUUCAAGUUAGUGUUAAGAUUUAGGAUUUAAAAAAACAAUUUAGCAUUUAAGAAACCCUGAUAUUUGUAUUUGUAGAUUUUUUUUUCUUGUUUGCCUUAAUUUUAAAAUGGUUUAUGAAACUUACUGUGCAAACACGUGCUUUACAAUGAUUAUUUAGGCCCUUUAUUCAAAUGUGGCUAUUUAGAUGGCUGUCAAGGCUAUUAUAAUUCUUCCAUAUAAUUCAAGCGUAGUAGAGAUUGAGUAUGUGUAUUGGUAGUGGAAUUAAGCUACUAUAAAAUAAAAGGAAAUAAUAAAAAAAAU
Panthera uncia (snow leopard) is the source of this 1550-nucleotide messenger RNA. It is a transcript of the gene ZCWPW2, whose product is annotated as zinc finger CW-type and PWWP domain containing 2. Gene Ontology annotation, cellular component: nucleus. Gene Ontology annotation, molecular function: zinc ion binding. The record is from RefSeq and is a predicted model, not a curated record. Lineage: Eukaryota; Metazoa; Chordata; Mammalia; Carnivora; Felidae.